Euleptes europaea (tarantolino) is the source of this 2400-nucleotide messenger RNA. Its product is annotated as vomeronasal type-2 receptor 26-like. Gene Ontology annotation, biological process: G protein-coupled receptor signaling pathway. Bases 1 to 2400 code for a protein of 799 amino acids. The record is from RefSeq and is a predicted model, not a curated record. NCBI's taxonomy places the organism in Eukaryota, Metazoa, Chordata, Lepidosauria, Squamata, Sphaerodactylidae. The transcript has 5 exons. Gene Ontology annotation, molecular function: G protein-coupled receptor activity. Gene Ontology annotation, cellular component: membrane.
AUGCUACCAAAGAACUACCAGCAUAUCCUGGCCUUUGUGUUUGCUGUCCAUGAGAUCAACAAUAAUCCAGAGCUCUUACCCAACAUCACUCUGGGUUUUCGCAUAACUGACAACUACUACUUCGGGAGAAUGACCUACGCGACCACACUGCAGUUGCUGAGUGAACGAGGGAGAUGGGCUCCUAAUUAUAGGUGUGGCACACAAGAACAACUGUGGGCCAUUGUUGGGGGGCUCAACUCUGAAACCUCCAUUCAGAUGUCAAAAAUCACAGACAUCUACAAGUUGCCACAGCUCAGUUACGGUUCCUUUGAUCCAGCACUGAGUGAUAAAACCCAGUUCCCUUUUUUCUAUCGGAUGGUACCAAAUGAAGAGUCACAAUAUAAAGGAAUAAUCCAACUCCUCCUGCAUUUCCAAUGGAAGUGGAUUGGCCUAGUUGCUCCAGGUGAUGACAGUGGAGAAACAUUUGUGCAGAGCAUGAUGGUGCAACUCACUGAGCAUGGCAUUUGUGCUGCUUUCACUCAGUGGAUCUCAGUAACAUUCACAAGAACUGAAAAACGUCUUUCGGUGCAGAUGGAAAAAAUAAAUAGUUCGUUCUCAGAGGGCAAAGUCAAUGUGAUUAUCGUAAAUGGGGAUUUACGGAUCCUAGUAUGGCUAUCUGUAUGGCUAGAUGUAUUUUACCAAGGUAAAAAAGGAGGUUAUACUGGGAAGGUUUGGGUCAUGACCGCGCAGUGGGAUUUUACAGCUGUGAAUUCUCAGAGUGUCUGGUUUCUAAGACCCUUUCAUGGUGCUUUGUCUUUCACAAUUCAUGCCAAUGAAGUGCCUGGAUUCCGGGAUUUUCUUGAGACUCUGGAUCCUCAACAUCCCAAUGGUGACAUCUUCCUCCAGGAUUUUUACAAGGGUGCCAUUGAAAAACUUCAUUAUUCCUAUCCGGACUUCUUAGAUGUCCACAUCACUUGGACAAGACUGAUGGAUCUGCUUCCAGGAGCCAUGUUUGAAACUAGCAUGACAGGGCAAAGCUAUAGCACUUACAGUGCUGUCCAUGUUGUGGCUCAUGCAUUAGAUGAAAUGUACUCAUCCAGGCUUGUUCAGAGAAAGCUGAGAAAAAGGGAGAGAUGGAAAUUGUGGAGUAUGCCACAAUGGCAGCUUCACCAUCUUUUGAGAACCAUCAGGUUUAACAACAGUGCUGGGGAUGAAGUCUCUUUUAAUGAAAACCAAGACUGGGUGACUGGAUUUGACAUUGUGAAUUGCAUUGUAUUCCCCAAUGAGUCCUUUACUCGAGUGAAAGUUGGAAGGAUGGACCCCCAUGCUGGGAUGAGGCAGGCAUUUUUGAUUAAAGAUGAUGUAAUCACAUGGAACAAGGGAUUCAAUCAGACACAGCCUCACUCUGUAUGCUCUGAAAGAUGCCAUUCUGGGUAUAGAAAAAAGGAGCAGGAGGGGGAGCCAGUUUGCUGCUAUCAGUGUAUUCAAUGUCCAGAGGGGAUGAUUUCAAACCAGUCAGAUGCAGGUCACUGUGACAAAUGCCCAGAUGAGAAGCAUCCCAACCACAAACAAGAUCAGUGUAUUCCAAAAACCAUACACUUCCUCUCAAUCAAUGACCCUUUGGGGAUUAUUUUUUUUCUCUCCUCCCUUGGUUUGUCCCUCAUCACAAGCCUGAUAUUGGUAACAUUUGUUAAAUAUCAAGACACCCCAAUCAUCAAGGCCAACAACAGGGAUAUCACCUACAUUCUCCUCCUCUCCCUCCUGCUUUCUUUCCUCUGCUCCUUGCUCUUUAUUGGACAGCCAAGCAAAGUCACCUGCCUUCUUCGACAAACAACAUUUCUUCUUGUUUUCUCGGUUGCAGUUUCUGCUGUGUUGGCUAAAACCAUCACUGUGAUUCUGGCUUUUGAGGCCACCAAACCAGGAAGCAAGAUGAGGAAAUGGCUGCGGAAAAGAGUCACAAACUCCAUUGUCCUCGGCUGUUCUCUUGUUCAACUGGGAGUCUGUACUGUCUGGAUAGCAAGAAAUCCUCCCUUCCCAGAGUUAGACAUGUAUUCUGAAAGGAGAGAGAUCAUAAUUCAGUGUCAUGAAGGGUCACUCACCAUGUUUUAUUGUGCUCUCUGCUACAUGGGCUUCUUAGCCAUGGUCAGUUUUCUGGUAGCUUUCUUAGCAAGGAAGUUACCUGAUAGCUUUAAUGAAGCCAAAUUUAUUUCCUUCAGCAUGUUGGUGUUUUGCAGUGUUUGGGUGUGCUUUGUUCCCACUUACAUGAGCACUAAAGGAAAAUCAAUGGUAGCUGUGGAGAUCUUCUCCAUCUUGGCCUCUGGGGCAGGAUUGCUCGGCUGUAUCUUUUUUCCAAAAUGUUAUAUUAUAAUCUUAAAACCUAAUCUUAACUCUAGAAGACAUGUUAUGUCAAAACAGAGUUAA